Gasterosteus aculeatus aculeatus (three-spined stickleback) is the source of this 3481-nucleotide messenger RNA. Its product is annotated as transcriptional repressor p66-alpha. NCBI's taxonomy places the organism in Eukaryota, Metazoa, Chordata, Actinopteri, Perciformes, Gasterosteidae. The record is from RefSeq and is a predicted model, not a curated record. Gene Ontology annotation, cellular component: NuRD complex. Gene Ontology annotation, biological process: negative regulation of transcription by RNA polymerase II.
UGCGCAUGCCCACUAAGAGGACGCAGCGGCUCCAUGUGUGUCGAGGCGCAUUAUUUGGCAACAGACGCGGCAGCGGGGAGGGCCGAAAAAAAAGAGGAUAUCCCCUGGAUUUAAAAAAAAGCGACGAUUUAUCGAGGUUAACAGCAGAUUAAACAUUCCUCGGCGGAGCAUCGGCGAAGUACGGGAGACAACGCGAGCGAGUAAGUUGACUGAGGUGACGCCGAAGUUUUUCCAGGCAUGUCUGAGGAGGCCGCCCGCCAGACGCGCAGCCGCAAGAGGGCGCUGGGAAAGGAUGGAGCUCCCGAGUCUUUAGAGACGUCCGAUGCUGACGAUGAAAGCAAAAAGCUAAAGCUGGACACCUCUGAACCCACGACGCAGGCACAGACUGAACCUGAACCCGACUACGCACCGGCACGGGAAGAUCAGGGGAAAACUAUGGUGGGACCGGAGAAGGAGCACGAGAAGGAGCACGAGAAGGAGCGCAGCCUGUCGCCUUUAUCUUCAGCGUUACCUUUGGCCUCUGUGCCGGGGGAGGGCGAUCCGGAGCAGGCCCAGGCACAACCGACUGAACCCGGCUCAGACAACGGGACCGACGGCGCCGACCGAGGCGACACAGUGAGCACGGAGCCAGCGGUGGAUACGAGCAGCCAGGUCCGACCGCCGGAGCCCAAGGCCUCCGGCGGCCCGCUGGCUGCAGGAGAGGUGAAAGCCACCAUUAAAGUCGAAGUUCAGACGGAAGAGCAGCCCAUGGACAUGAGCACCUCCAGAGGCAGUAUAAAAAGGGAGAAGCGCCCACCGUCUUCUGACGACGAUGACGUCAUCGUCCUGUCAGAUAAUGACUCCCCCAGUCCUCCGAUGAACGGCUUUAGCCACUUUAAGGAGCUGGACUCAGACCUGCUCAUGAAGAGCAGCCCGGCAGAGAGGGAGAGCAUCAUUAAGCAGCUGAAGGAGGAGCUGAGACUAGAGGAGGCCAAGCUGGUGCUGCUGAAGAAGCUUCGACAGAGCCAGAUACAGAAGGACACGCUCCAGAAGCCCACAGGUCUGUCUGGCUCCUCUGCUCCUCCUCCUCUCAUUCGAGGAACAAUUACAAGCAAUAAAGGCACUCAGCAGAUUUUGACCGGUAAGAGUUCAGGCACAGUCAUCCCUCCCCCGCUGGUGAGAGGAGGGCAGCAGGUGACGUCCAAACACGGCUCCCAGAUUAUAAUGCCGCCUCUGGUGAGAGGGGCGCAGCCCAUCUCUGUAUCUCCACAGCAGAUCCAGGCUCUGCGGCAGCAGCAGCAGCAGCAGCAGUUAGCGGCCUCGGGAGGCUCAGGACCCCCUCCUCUGCUGUUGGGCCCCAGGAACUCGACCCCUGCGAUCCACGGCCAGAGAGGCUCGGUCAACUCAGGCCUCAUCAGGAUCGGCAGUACUGCUAACACGCUGGCCUUGGCCUCCAGCCUGAAGAGCUCCUCCUCGGGAAGCAGCGGCGUGUCUGUGGUUGGCGUGAGUGACUCUCCGGCCAGCCGCCAAGCUGCAGCUAAACUCGCUCUACGGAAACAACUGGAGAAGACCCUCCUGGAGAUCCCCCCACCCAAGCCUCCCGCCCCAGAGUUCAACUUCCUGCCGUCUGCAGCCAAUAAUGAGUUCAUCUACCUGGUGGGACUGGAAGAGGUGGUACAGAAUCUGCUGGAUACACUCAACAGAGGAAAGACGGGUGCAGCACUGUCGAAGAACAUUACCAGGGAGCCCUUCACCUGCACCCAGUGCAAAACCGACUUCACCUGCCGCUGGAGGCACGACAAGACAAAAGGCGGCGCUGUCCUCUGUGAACACUGCAUGUCGUCCAGUCAGAAAAAGGUUUUGAAGGCCGAGCACACCAACCGGCUGAAAGCGGCGUUCGUCAAAGCCCUGCAGCAAGAGCAGGAAAUAGAGCAACGUAUUUUUCAGCAGGCGUCGUCCCCAGUUUCCAACAGCAGUUCCUCGUCCUCUUCGUCGAUGAAAGCAGAGAGGAGUUUGUCUCACCAGCUAAAGCAGGCUCAAGCAAGAGCGUCUUCCUUCCAGCACCUCCAACAGGCCAGUCGAGGGGCCAACAUGGUUCACCACCACUCCAUCAAGCAGAGCUCCCAGGGCCAGCUGUCCCAUGGUGUCUCAUCGUUGGGGGUGAGGGGCGUCCCCCACUCCUUCUCCUCCUCCUCCCAGCUGCAGAGCGCAGUUGCAGCCGCAGCUUUGGUCAGCCGGCCAGGUAAGCAUGCCCACGUUUCCCACCGCUCUGUCCAGAGUUCAAAGGUGAGCAGCAGCGGGAUCGCCGGCGGCAGGAAUAUCAGCGGAGGUAGUGCCUCAUCCACUGCAUGGAAGAAGCAGAGCCACAGCAAUACAGGAGUCACGAUGGCUUACGUGAACCCCAGCCUGACGGGUCACAAGACAUCAGCCGCGGUCGACGCUCGCCAGAGGGAGUACCUGCUGGACAUGAUCCCCUCGCGCUCGUCCAUCUCGCAGACUGCAAACACGUGGAAAUAGUUCCAUAAUAUGGUCAAACCCCGGAGGACUGUUAAGCAAAUACAAUCUCUCAAAUUGAAGAAAUCUUCCUUCCUUACUUUUGUAUGAUUGUUGUUUUAGUGUCAUUAUUUUCUGUUGUUUGUUUUGAGAUUUGCUGUUCUUUGGUAAUUGUGUAGAAACUAUUUUGAUUUAAUUGGAGCAACAACAAAAAAAAAUCGUUGAAAGGCUUCCCACGGGGUUCCUCUGUCCUCCAAAUUAGGUUGUUAAUGAUUGUUUGAUAAGAGGCUAUAUGUACAUUAAGUACUUUUAUAAAAAAAAAAAAAAAUUCUAGUAAGUAAUUUGAUCUGUGCUUAUUAGCCCUUCUGUCAGGACGUGGGUCAAACCGACCUUUUGACACUUGAAUGGUUGAAAUUACACCCAGGAGUUCAACAUUCAACUAAAUAUAUUCAUUUCAAGCUAAUAAACAAUAAUUUAGUUGUAUAAAUUUAAAUACAUCACCCCUAUAGUUAAAGGUUUGAAAUUAUUUUUUAUUUACAGUAAGUUAUUUCUGUUUUUUGCUACAGUUGUUUCCACAAAUGGAAGAGUUUGUUCCAGCUUUUCUUUCCUGUUAAACUCAAAUUCCUCAAGCACGCAGCUGAGGAAGCAUGGUGUCAUUGCUUAAUUCAUCCUUUAAUUACCAACUGUAAUUUGCUUAUUUUAUAUCAAUAUCCACAAUAUGAGAGUAUUUUGGGGGGUUUUGUCAUUGCUGUGGAAAUGCAAGCUGAAUUUUCCACACGAACCAGAGAUGGAGCCUCAGAUUCCUUCAAACACAAUACAUACGACAAGGCCUGAAUGGGUUUAAAGGGAAGAGUCUGGAGAACAUACGAUAUCUUUGUCCUGUAGCCUUCACAAUGUGGCAUAAUCUCUCUGCUUCGCUAUUUUAGCUACAUUGUACAAACUUAUGUUAACGGUUAUUUGGUUUUACUUCUUUCCUAGCUCCUCAAGAAAUAAAAAAAUACAUUGUAAA